Molecule: messenger RNA, 1449 nt
Organism: Sphaeroforma arctica JP610
Lineage: Eukaryota; Ichthyosporea; Ichthyophonida
Exons: 8
Coding region: 1-1449 (482 amino acids)
Biological process (GO): rRNA processing
Cellular component (GO): nucleus
Molecular function (GO): RNA binding
Source: RefSeq, a predicted model, not a curated record
AUGCUAACGUAUAGUCGUGACACAUGCCCAUAUUCAGAUGCCGGAGAGGACGAUGACGAAACAAUUGCCGAGACGGUGUUGCGGCAGUAUCAGAUGGAUCGGCUCAAAUACUACUACGCAGUUGUGGAAUGUGAUGCAGUAGAAACUGCUCGCGCCAUAUACAAGGAAUGCGAUGGCCAGGAAUUCCUCAACAGUGGGUGUGUGAUGGAUCUGCGCUUCAUACCGGCGGACAUGGAAUUCGACGAGGAAGUGAAACAGGUCGCAACCAUGGUUCCAACGAACUACGAGCCACGAGACUUUACCAGCGGGGCACAGCAACAGUCGAAACUCAAGGUGACGUGGGACCAGAACGAUCCCGAGCGGGCGGUUACAUUGCACACAGCCGUCACAGAAGAGCAAUUGGAGGAAAUGGAUUUCAAGAACUUCCUGGCCUCCGGAAGCAGCGACGACGAGAGCGACGAUGACGAUGCCGGCAAGCAGAAGUACAGUGAGCUCAUUGCCGAGCUGAAGGGCACCGAAGCGGCCAAGGGAGAUGAGGUGGAUAUGGAGAUCACCUUUGCGCCAGGGCUGAAGGAUGAUGCGAAUGCCAUGCUCAAGAAAAAGGAAGCACGGGAUGCGGCGGAGAAGCUGGGUGUGUGGGAUCAGUACCUGCACAAGAAGAGAGAGAAGAAGAAAACCGCAAGGAAAGCUGCCAAGGAAGGUACGGAGAUGCUGGACGAUGACGAUGAUGUGGCUAUUGACCGCAACGAUCCGUUCUUCGAUGAAGACUUUGGCUCAGAUUUUGAAGAUCCCGAUGAAUCGCGUGGAAACAAAGCUACUAAACCAAGCAGUGCCACACAGGUACGUGGAAUGCAAGAAUCGAUCAGACGAAAUGGAGUAGACAAAGACUGGUUCUCGAGGACGAAUCUACUUGCGGUUUUCUUGUUUUCUACUAACGUACAACCCCAUUGUGCACAUGUACACAAGAAAUCGAAGGUAGGGAAGAAGGCAGACGCCGCGCCCGAUGUAGAUAUGGAAUUGUUGCUGCUACCCGAUAAUGUAGCAGAAACAGGCAAAGAGCACUUUGAUCUGAAGGAGAUAAUUAAACAAGAGAAACAGAAAGGCAGGAAGGGCAAGAAGAAGUCUAAAAAGGGAGCCGCUGAGGCUGUAGCUGAUGAUUUCAAAGUGGAUGUAGCAGAUGACCGUUUUCAAGCACUCUUCAAGAAGGCCGAAUACGCGAUCGACCCCACAGACGCAAAGUAUAAAUCAACGAAAGCUAUGAAAACGUUACAGGACGAAAGGACAAAGCGAAGGAACAAAAAUGAGAAUGGGCAUGCUGAGGAGCCCCAGCAAAAGAAGGCAAAGAAUAAAACAACUAGUACGAAGGCGUUGGUGGAUUCAAUCAAGAGGCAAGCAGCCAACAAUAAGAGUAGCAAAGCAGGGAAGCGGAGUGGUAGAACUGCCGAGUGA